Messenger RNA from Sitodiplosis mosellana (orange wheat blossom midge), 621 nucleotides. Its product is annotated as odorant receptor 94a-like. NCBI's taxonomy places the organism in Eukaryota, Metazoa, Arthropoda, Insecta, Diptera, Cecidomyiidae. The transcript is spliced from 3 exons. The record is from RefSeq and is a predicted model, not a curated record. Gene Ontology annotation, molecular function: odorant binding; olfactory receptor activity. Gene Ontology annotation, biological process: sensory perception of smell; detection of chemical stimulus involved in sensory perception of smell. The coding region runs from base 1 to 519 and encodes 172 amino acids. Gene Ontology annotation, cellular component: plasma membrane.
AUGAUGAUGUGCAUUCUUGUUGGAUACAUGAAUAUCUUAUGCGUACGCUUGCGAUCUUUUGGCAAUGACAACUCAAAAGAGCAUAAAUUGGAACUCGUGAAUAUUUUUGAGAUGUACAUUGGCAUUUCAAGCAAAUACUUUUUCAGAUAUUCAAAGCUCUUGGAAAAACUCUUGUCGGCUACAUUAUUUUUACAGUUUGGUGUCAGUGCUAUCAUCUUAUGCAUUAGUUCCUACCAAAUUAGCAAGAUUACUAUUUCCGAAGAUAUGCCAACCUUUGUAUUUUCACUGACUUAUAUAGCACAAAUGCUUUUGGAGAUUUUGAUCCCAUCGUAUUUUGGUUCAUACGUAUUCUUGAAGGGAGAGGAAAUUCCAUACGCCGCAUUUCAAUCAAACUGGAUUGUGUUAAAUAAAGAUGUUAAACAAUCGUUGAGAAUUUUGAUGGUACGAUCGAUGAAACCGAUUCAAAUUCAUUCGGCCAAAACUUUUACUUUGAAUCUAACCACUAUGAUGAAGGUAUGAAUUUGGAAGAAAAAUUAAAGCAAAAUCAAUUUUAUUAUUUAUUUUCAAUUGUUUUAGAUUCUAAAAUUGACAUACUCCCUUCUAGCCGUACUUAAUAGCAUG